Molecule: messenger RNA, 2431 nt
Organism: Botrytis cinerea B05.10
Lineage: Eukaryota; Fungi; Ascomycota; Leotiomycetes; Helotiales; Sclerotiniaceae
Gene: Bcgem1
Product: Bcgem1
Exons: 2
Coding region: 355-2238 (627 amino acids)
Biological process (GO): small GTPase-mediated signal transduction; regulation of mitochondrion organization; mitochondrion organization
Cellular component (GO): mitochondrial outer membrane
Molecular function (GO): GTP binding; calcium ion binding; GTPase activity
Source: RefSeq, a predicted model, not a curated record
GGCACGGAGCAUGUCAACGUCGCCGUAAAACUAAAUAUCAAACGUGGAGAAAGUAUUCCUCUCCUAGGACAGAAGUAGUGCUGAUAGUCCGAAAACAGCCCCUCGGAUCUGAUUGUCCGGGUACCUUCGUACCUAGUCUUUGAACAAUCAAUCACAUACACUCACAGGUCCACAUCAACCCGACACCCAUCAACACUUAUUGACCCACGAGCUCUAUUCCACCAUCGCGGAAAUUCCAAUAAGCUCAGGUGGUGUAUCCAUCUAUACCUUGUAGUGCCUGCCAACUUGAGUAUAAUACCGGCGGCGUGAAACAAGGAUGAAAGUGUAACAGCCUCGUCACACAAGGCUACAACUAUGGCUACAGUACGGAUAUGUGUCUGCGGGGACGAUGGGACUGGAAAAUCGAGUCUCAUCACAUCUCUAGUCAAAGAUGUAUUUGUUACGAACAAAAUCCAAUCAGUUCUUCCUCAGAUCACCAUUCCUCCAAGCAUUGGAACUCCCGAAAAUGUUACCACAACGAUUGUUGAUACCUCUGCAGAACCCCAAGAACGCAAUACGUUACGGAAGGAAAUAAGGAAAUCAAAUGUUAUUCUCUUGGUAUACUCGGAUCAUUACAGCUAUGAGAGAGUGGCUCUGUUUUGGAUGCCGUACUUUCGCUCGUUGGGUGUGAACGUGCCGGUAGUACUAUGCGCCAAUAAAUCGGACUUGACUACAAAUGGAAAUACAGCACAAGUGGUAGAGGAUGAGAUGCUACCAGUCAUGGCAGAGUUCAAGGAAAUAGAUUCAUGCAUACGGACGAGUGCUAGGGAACAUCACAAUGUCAACGAAGUGUUCUUCCUAUGUCAAAAAGCUGUUACACACCCAAUUGCACCACUUUUUGACUCCAAGGAAGGCAUUUUGAAACCUGCAUGCGUUGCGGCUCUAAAUAGGAUAUUUUAUUUGAACGACAAAGAUCAGGAUGGGUAUUUAAAUGACCAAGAAAUGCAAGACUUUCAGGUCAAGUCCUUUGAGAAGCCAUUGGCUCCAACCGAUCUCGAAAAUAUAAAGAUCUCAAUCAGUAGAGCUUCUCCAAAUUCUAAUAUGGAGAGGGGGAUUGAUCAAAAGGGGUUCAUUCAUCUCAACAAGAUAUUUGCGGAGAAGGGCAGGCAUGAGACUAUAUGGAUUAUUUUACGAAAAUAUCACUAUACGGAUAGUCUGAGUUUGAAAGAUAGUUUCCUUCAUCCUAAAUUAGAUAUUCCAGAAUUUGCUUCUGCGGAACUCAGUCCAGCUGGUUAUCGAUUCUUCGUCGAUCUCUUCCUGCUAUUUGAUAAAGAUAACGAUGGUGGUUUAAACGAUAACGAGUUGAAUGCCUUAUUCGCACCUACUCCUGGCCUACCAUCACACUGGCUCGAAUCAAACUUUCCGGCUUCGACAGUCCGCAAUGAAGCUGGCCACAUAACUCUUCAAGGUUGGCUCGCACAAUGGUCUAUGACCACAUUUGUCAGCCCGGCCACUACUCUCUCAUACAUAGCCUACCUUGGGUUCGAACCCACCCCUGGGAAACCUUCUACAACCACCGCUCUUAAGAUAACCAAGCCUCGCAAAAGACGUCGCCGACCUGUUCGUACCGAGCGCAACGUCGUUCUUUGCUAUGUUCUCGGUGCCCCCUCGUCAGGUAAAUCUUCCAUUCUCGACGCUUUUCUCAAUCGUCCCUUCGAUCACCUCUAUCGCCCCACCAUCAAGCCCCGCGUUGCGGUCAAUAGCGUCGAGUUACCCGGUGGCAAGCAAUGUUAUCUAAUUCUCGAAGAACUCGGCGAACUCGAACCGGCCAUCCUCGAAAACCAAGCUAAACUUGACGCCUGCGAUCUCCUCUGCUAUGCCUACGAUUCAUCCGAUCCGGACUCUUUCUCCCACAUCAUCAAUCUCCAUAAAAAAUACCCCGCUCUCUCAUCCCUUCCCUCAAUCUGUACAGCCCUCAAAGCCGACCUCGAUAAAACAACUCAGAGAUGCGAAAAACAACCAGAUGAAUAUGCACACCUUAUGAAUAUGAACGCACCAGUACAUGUAAGUGUCACAUGGCAUAGUAUCAGUGAGCUCUUCGUCACAUUAGCAGAAGCGGCAACGGACCCAUCAAAAGCGUUUCCGAAAAGCGAAGAAGAGGCACCAGAUAGAACGGGGGUAUGGAUUGCUGUUGGCGCUACAGCUUGUGCGCUUGUGGCAGCGGGCAUGAUAUGGAGGAGGACGUGGUAUGUUGGAUAGAGGUGUGAGGAUUGGGAUGGUGGGACCUUAAAGGCUGAGAUGUGAAAAAAAGAACCUCUUCUCUCGAUCUUCCCCCUGGAACGAGAAUCUUUGAAGGUCAAAAAGAAUAGGUACGAUAUAUGGCAGGGAACACGUGUUAAAAUUAGUUAUAUGUAGCAAGCUCGCGAGAAUCAAUGAUACCCAAACCAGUCCA